This is a messenger RNA of Nerophis lumbriciformis (worm pipefish), 876 nucleotides long. The record is from RefSeq and is a predicted model, not a curated record. Lineage: Eukaryota; Metazoa; Chordata; Actinopteri; Syngnathiformes; Syngnathidae.
AUGGCAGACUUAAUGCUCAACAUUUGCCUAUCUAAAGACUCCUCCUCCCCGGGGGCGAAGACGCCAAACAGGACGCAAGAGCGCAACAUGGCCUGUCAAUUCAAAAAACGCAAAAGAAAGAAGAUCCCGGAGACGUCAGAGCGAAGCGUCUCGUUCACGCAGCGUUCAUUUUCUCAUGCUUCCACGCCGAACAGGGUCUUACCUCAUGUGGCGAGCUUCAACAAGCCUUCUACUUCCUUACACUGGCAGCCUUCUAUCUCGACCAACGCCAAAGCGUCCGAACCAAACUCUCGACCAAUCCCGGUCCCCCGGUGUCUUCCGUCAGGUUUGCCAAGCAAGUACCUCGCAAUGGAUUGCGAGAUGGUGGGCACUGGCCCCAAGGGAAGCAUCAGUCAUCUUGGACGCUGCAGCAUAGUGUCGUAUGAGGGCGAUGUGGUGUUUGACAAGUUCAUCAAGCCGUCGGUACCUGUCACUGACUACCGCACGCGCUGGAGCGGCCUCCGUGCACGUGACCUCAAGAACGCCACGCCUUACGUCCAGGCCAGGAAGGAGAUCCUGAAACUCCUGGCCGGCAAGGUAGUAAUCGGCCACGCCGUUCACAACGACUUCCAGGUCCUUCAGUACUCGCACCCGGCCGCCCUUACCCGGGACACGUCGCGCAUCCCGCUGCUCAACCGGCGGGCCGGCUUUGAAGAGAAAAGUAUCGCCUCGCUCAAAAGGCUCACCAAGGCCAUCUUCAAUCGUGACAUCCAGACCGGACGCCGUGGCCACUCGUCGUUGGAAGACGCUCGGGCAACUAUGGAUCUCUACAAGUUGGUGGAAAACGAGUGGGAAAAGACACUGGCGUCAAGGAAGAUGGGCGGUAGUGGCAGCUGA